Messenger RNA from Pollicipes pollicipes, 1803 nucleotides. Its product is annotated as lysM and putative peptidoglycan-binding domain-containing protein 2. NCBI's taxonomy places the organism in Eukaryota, Metazoa, Arthropoda, Thecostraca, Pollicipedomorpha, Pollicipedidae. The record is from RefSeq and is a predicted model, not a curated record. Bases 47 to 670 code for a protein of 207 amino acids. The transcript has 4 exons.
GCUCUCGGCCUGCUUCGGUGUGCGCCUGGCGUCCGGUUGCCUGAACAUGGGGAGCCUGCAGGGGGACGCCGAGGACGAGGUGGAGAUGCGGCAGCUGCGACUGGCAGCCGUGCGCGGCUUGAAGUUCGAGGACUUGGCAGACAGCCGACGCGACAGCUGCACGGACGGCGAGGAGCUGGACGUCUUCAAUGCACAAUUGAUACCACUUGAUACAUUGAGGUCGCCGGGUAUGGCGUGCUCGUUCGGGGAGGAGCAGUGGUUGAUAGCUUCCGGCAGCCAGCGAAAAUAUGGAACUACAUCGAACCUAAAGCCUGAGCGGCUUAUUAGAUACGACGUGCAGGACAACGACACACUGCAAGGCAUUGCCUUGAAACACAACGUUACGAUGGAACAGCUGAAGCGGACCAACAAGUUGUGGACAAAUGACAGCUUACACGUGCGUCGCCAGCUGCUAGUGCCAGUGCCGCUGGAGCCGAGCUCCGUCUGGUCAGACAGUGACGACAGUGUGAGCAGCCCUGCCUCGUCCGACUGUCGCAGUCUGGUUUCUGGGGCAGCGCCAACAGAUAGUGACGCCGCUCCGCCUUCGCGCACCGCCGCCGACUUCCUGAAGCAGGUGGACAGCGUCAUCGCCAGCAGUCGGAGAAACGUCUCACGACUGCAGCUGGAGUAACACUGGAAUGGAUGGCGGGCACCACCACGGAUUCAACGCUACUUCAUGAGCUGUGGGCUGCGAGGUCACCCGUGAUGGGCAGAACGCCAGUGCUUCAGGACGGGAGAAGACAUGGCAGAAGCCCCAGCGCAUACCGUAUGUCUGCUCUGAAGCCCAGGCUAGAAAUCCAGGAGUCGGUAUGCAUUUGUGCAUAUCAUAUACAUGUUUGUAAGGGUGCGGCAUGGUAGACCGGUGGAUUACAUUUUGCCGUAACACUGCAUGCAUUGUCGUGAUUUAGAGGAAGAUUAUAUUUCACUGAGUGGUAUGCUUGCUAUCAUUCAAUGAAUAAUGGAUUGAACGGGUGAUGCCGCCGCUCAUGCACGCGUGACGCUUACUGUGGGUAUAAUAUGCCGUUCAUGCAGUGUCGACCUUUGCAUUUAGCUGGGAAAGUAUCAUUUUACGCAAUAAUGUGUUAGAAACCUACUCAUCUGCGGUGUUUUCAUUAUUAGUGAUUUAAGACAUCCAGCCGCAAGCGGGGCGUGGCACAUCCUGGAUCUGGUUUGUUUGGAUGCAAUGCUCAUGCCAUCUAGUGUGUCGUUGCUAUGGUUACGACUGGAAGUGCUAUCCGUAUCAGCGAGCGAGCGUGUCGGUGGUGGAGACUGAGUGGAAUCGUUGUAAAAUUGAAAGAAGUUUAAAGAAACCCGUUUCAUUGUAGGGUAUGUGCAACGCGUAUUGCUGCCGUGCGCGAAAUGUAUACCACUGCCGCAAACGAAUGCACGUCGCUUGUAUUGGGGCAUGCCGAGCACACACGUGCCCGGUAUGUCCCACACGCGUGCCCGGCUUUCAAACCGAGAUGGCAUAUGGUUUAAGUUCGUCACCAUUGACAUUCGGGUAAGUGACGGACAUCCGUGUCCACGACGUUCAUGUGCCUGCGGCUUUCAGGCAAGUGGAUGUCGAGGAAGGCUGUUGUUAGGCUGUGUGUACAUGCCGGGCAUCCUAAUGCGAUGAUGCGCUGAGCUUAACGGAUAUGACAGCAUGCUGCCAUGCCAACUAUAGCAUGUGGUUCGGGUCGCCUCAAGGGGCCUGAACGCUCCUGGGCGGUUGUCAAGCUAAGAAGCGAAUAUCCAAGGCAAUAAACGAUAUUUUACCCAUAA